Molecule: messenger RNA, 2565 nt
Organism: Cylicocyclus nassatus
Lineage: Eukaryota; Metazoa; Nematoda; Chromadorea; Rhabditida; Strongylidae
Source: the annotation of a GenBank genome assembly
UUCAGAUCCUCUUACACUUGGGGUCAUCUCUGUGAGCAUAUUUUUAGUCUUGCUGUUUACUUUGUCAUGCAGGUGUAUGAAUACGAAAAUACCGGAACCAACAGUUUGGAACCAGAUGCAGGUAUCGAAUUGGCACGUUUUUCGGUGCUGUACACUAGGGUAUCCACUAGGAAACAUAAGAAAUGGGAGGGCGAUGGAGUGCUGAUCUGCUACUCGAAUCUAGCCCUUCUGAAAACCGAAGAUGAAAAGGACGUAAUAAGCAGGUCAACUUCCGUGAAACGUAUCGAUGAUUUGGAGGAUGGCAAGGAGUUCAAGAUGGGUGUGUGGGAAGUACAAAUACAAGAACGCAUAGCACAAAAACCCAGUAACUUGAACCAAACCUUGAGUCAUGGCGAUAAAUCGGUUACGUUGUCACAUGAGACUGCGCCGGUUGAACUGAAACGAAAGACUAGAUCACCAUUGUGCGAACAGCCUCAACCGAAAAUCGCUCCUACUCAGCCACACUUUCAACGAGGCGAUUCCUUGACUUCGCGAAGUAAAUUCCGCUGUCCUCUGCUUGAGCCGCAAACCAGCGCCGAUGAGCCUCCACCAUUCAUCAUCAAUGAGGAUCGAGUAGAAGAGUACGGAGAAGAAGCCGUUAUAGGUGAUACGUUUAUUAGCAGACACCUUCGAGAACAUCAGAAAGACGGUGUGCGCUUCAUAUUUUCAAACCUACAGAAUGAAAAAGGCGUCAUUCUGGCUGAUGAAAUGGGCUUGGGAAAAAGUAUUCAAACAAUCACGGCAACACUGGCGUUGAUGAGACAGCCAAAGAGCACUAGAUAUGGCCUCAAAAAGUGUCUGCUGGUUGUUCCGUCAUCGUUGGUGAAUAAUUGGAAAAGUGAAUUUCGGAAAUGGUUCUGCGUAGGAAGGACUCCGGUUAUUGUAGCUGUUAAACCAUCGGACAUCACUACCUAUCCGUGCUCCUAUCAAACAUAUCCAUAUCUUGUUAUCAGCUACGAGAUGGCUCUGAGAUAUAUUGACAAAUUAAUCUCCGUCCGAUUUGAUAUACUGGUAUGUGAUGAAGGGCAUCGGUUGAAAAACAUCAAUUCGAAGCUGCGACUAGCGCUAGAUUCUUUGGCUGUGACUCGCCGACUUCUCCUCACUGGGACUCCACUUCAGAAUGAUGUUGAAGAAUUCUAUUCUCUUCUAGAUUUUAUAAGACCUACAAAGUUUGGCAGUUUGGCUGAAUUUAAAGCUAGAUGCAGGAAAGAGGAUGAAGAAUGGAGCGCAAUGAUCGCCGAUUGCGUUUUGAGACGAACAGCUGAAAUCAACAAUGCUCACCUUCCAGUUAAAAAUGAUUACAUCCUUUUCUGUGCUCCAUCCACUGUUCAAAAAUGCGUCCUCAACGCCAUUUGCAUGCAUAUCACUGGUGAGCCGCUGGUGCUGAUCGACAUGAUGCGAAAGACGGCAAAUCACCCAGCUAUACUCUACAAGAAGUUAUCAAAGAAUGUCACUGAGAAUUGCCGUGUUGAUUAUUCACCUCUGCUAUCUGCUUUUCCGAAAAAUUACGGUGAACGACCAGCGAGGUUGGCAGAUUCAGGCAAGUUGGCUGUCUUCGUGGAAAUGAUGGCUAGUUUUCGUCAGAAUGGAGAGUGUGCCGUAGUAGUUUCGAAUUUUACUAAGACACUGGACAUGCUUGCUUCACUAUGUUCUUCGCUUGGUUUAUGUGUUAUCAGAUUAGAUGGACAAACACCCGUUUCUGAUCGGCAUGCGCUCGUCACAAAAUUUAAUGCAGAACGCGAUCCGGAAAAUGUAUUUUUACUCAGUACAAAAGCAGGAGGUGUUGGGCUAAACCUUAUUGGCGCGUCCAGACUCAUACUCUUCGAUUCCGACUGGAACCCAGCCUCGGAUCUUCAAGCCAUGGCAAGAAUCUGGAGAGAUGGACAGACCAGACCUUGUCAUAUAUACAGACUGGUGACUGCGGGUACUAUUGAUGAAAAAAUUCUCCAAAGGCAAGUGAAGAAAACGGGACUGUCUUCAAUCAUAAGUCUCAAUGACCAAUCAUCAAAAUCGACAUUCCUUGACGAGGAUCUUGAAGAUAUAUUCAGUGUCAAGGAGAGUCUAUGCGAGACUCAUGAGCUGCUCAACUGUCAGUGUGGAGGAAUGGGUUUACUUUUGACCGAAAUGGAAGAGGAAGCUUGCGAUGAAAAUGAAGAAUCCCUGUUUGUUCAUGAAAAGUGCGAAGAAGACGAUUUUGAAAGGAACGAACAAGAAUUCAAAGCAACUGAUUCAUCCGCCUCAUCGGUAGUAGAUGAGCCAGCUACCAUGGCUGAGCUGUUUCGUUGGCGACAUUACUCACCUGAACAUACGGAAACAUGGGAUUACUUCAAAUCUGUUGCUGGAUUCUCUGAAACUUCUCUCAAUGAUCUCACUUUUGCUUUUCAUUUGUCGAGCAAGUUCUGAAAUAUGUCCCUUCUCCAUACAUAAUAUCUCUAUUCAUUCCCAGGAGUAUGCUGAACUGCCUGUUUUUCUGUGGAUAACUCCUGUAAUUAAUUUAUUCACUAACUGAUAAACACUGUUAAGGCC